ACCUUCAGGGCGAAACGGCGAUUGGUCCGCUUUGUCUCGCUCCUUCGCCCUGAUUGGUCCUUGCUUUACUCCCCCUCAUUUCCGGUUCCCAGGCAGGAAGGCGCAUCAUCAGAUUUUGCUGGGGCUGGUUCCACGCCCCUCGACAAGGACAGACUUGAGAUGGCUGCGGUGGGUUCCGUCCUGAGGUGCGGUUUUCGAGGAGCCCUGGCGUUGCCCCAGCAACAGCGGGCCUGGAGCUCUGGCGCCGACCAGGUACUGGGCUGGGGUGAGGUGGGCAGCGGAGGGCUUCGGGGCCGCGAAAGGCCUCGGCAGGCGCGGUUGGAAGAGGGAAGCGAAUCUGGAGCCUGAUCCUCCUUUUUCUCCCCUUGUUUCCCCUCUUCCCUCCCUCAGCUGGGCGAGCUGGGCAAAGGUGCUGGGAAGGGCGGCGGCGGAGGCGGCGCCGUCCGUGAAGCUGGCGGGGCCUUUGGGAAGCGGGAAGCCGCCAUGGAGGAGCGCUACUUCAGGUACAUGUCGACAUCUUCUUUCCUCCCUCCACCCCCGCCAUCCUACCUGCUGCCUAAAUGUACUGGUGGAAGCGUCACGCCUAGUUCUGGGUCGUGCCCACGUAGUGGCUACUAAAAGACGGAUCUGCAACUUGUACUUUUGUAUUUUUGGAUAUAGUUUUUGGGAGAGGAGGCGUUCGUAGGAUUUGUUCAGCUCCUCUCUCUCUUUUGGCCUUGUGUGCCAAAAUAAACUGGCGAAUUGUUUUAGGUUGCUGGAUUAUUAUUUUAGUGGAUUGUGUUAUUUACCUAGGUGUUGUGUGUGGAUUUUUUUUGGUAAAUUCUUUGUUAUAAUGUUUUAAAUAUUGUUUAAAACUUAUCAUGUUUUUGCCACUUAAAAUGCAGGACAUACAUUUAUUAAAGGAAAUGCCUGUCCCUUUCUUUCUCCCCUGCUUUUGGUGACUCGGUGGAAGCAAACUAAUGGGCUUUUUUUUUUUUUUUUACACAAAACAGUGACUUUGCUUUAUGUACAUUUUGAACUCUGCACAGAAAUGCCAUAGACUCCAGUCCCUGAAUUGUACGGACGUUUAGCCCCAUUGAUCACAUUUUUGCUCUGUUUGUGUAAAUGAGCUACCUGCUCCUCUAUUAAGAAUAGCACUUCACUCAUCCGAUGUUGGAUAUAGAUUAUAAAAGCUUAUACCACAAUAAACAAAUUUAGUUAUUGCACUACUUUUUUUUCUUUUAGUUUUUGUUCUUUUCUUCUUAGAGUUAAAUUGAAACAUAAAUCAUGAUGGUUCAUCUUUCUCUUCUUCCCCUGCCCCAGCCUUUAAGGAGAUGGGCUGAGGUGGAAAUGUGAUUUGAUGCAGAAAAACAGCAGAAGGGGGAAGAUUGAGUCUUUUUAAUGUUUUUGUCUUCUCAAAAAAUUAAUAAUCAUCAGUUCAGGGCUUUUAUUACAGACAAUUUAUUGUAAUAUGUAGCUUGGCAUGUGGCUGUAGUAGUUGCAAGCAUCCUCAGAGGCUUACUUAACUCAGUGGAACUUGUGUAGAAGUAAAUGUGGAAGGAAUGCUUAGUCUUUUUAUUCCAUUGAAGAUACUUAAUGACAGGUACUAUCUUAGAAAGUUAACCAAAAGCCAGUGCAGUAUACUGGUUACACUAGAGAAUUGGACUAGGAAGACCCAACACUAUUAUUUCUCAGCCUAAGGUGCAAGAUUGUGAUGGGAAAGAACCAUCACAAUGGCUUGAGCUCUUUGAAGGAAAGGCAGAAUAUUAAUGUAGUAAUAGUAAAUAUUACAGGAAUCAAACUCCGUGGCAAACCUUGGAAAACAGCGGUUGCUUAACUGCCUACCUUAUGGUUUGUUUUGUGCCCUCUGAAUGAGCUGGACUAUUUUUAUUAUAUUGCUGUAUCUGCUGACUGUGGUGUAUGGGGUGUUAGAGGAGGGGUAGUACCUCUAGUGGUUGACACACACUGUGCUCCUUCUGGGGUAGGUUGUCCAUCUUUGGUCCCCACCAUGCACUCAAUUAUCUGUGGCUCCUAUAAACUGUCAGCAUGCAACAACAGCCACAGCCCUGGAAACAGCUUCAACUGGUCAGCUAAACCAGGUGAGGGUAGCCAAUGGGUCUCAAACCGUCAGUGGGUUAUGGACUUCCCCUGCAUGCGAAGACAGGCUCUGGCAGAUAGGGCAUACAAGACGUUUAGAGUACAUCAGCAAGACCAAGAGGGAGUUUUUGUUGUCUGGGCAGCCCAGGUUCUCCAUACACACAGCCCAGGCUUCCGCCCCGGAGAAAUCACAUUGGUGUUGCUAAUGCAGCGCAAUCCAUUGUCUCUCAAGAUAGACAGAUGUCAACAAGUAUCUGCUGAAUAUGGGUGAAGGUGUGAAAUGGUGAGGCUGCACCUACAAUUGUACACAUCUAAUAGGCUUGCUAAGGUUGCAUAUGUAGAUGGGGGUACACUGCAUUGCCCUAUCUUUUGUGCAUUGUCUUUAGCUGAAACUUGAAUGAUUAGCUGUGGUAAUCUUCAUUAUUAAUUCAUACCAUACUAUUGCAGGGAGAAAGAGAGAGAACAAUUGGCAGAAUUGAAAAAACAUCAUGAAGAUGAAAUACAACAUCAGAAGAAAGAAAUAGAGCGCCUGCAGAAGGAAAUUGAACGCCAUAAGUACAAGCUCAAGAAGCUUACUGAUGAUGAUUAAGUAAAUUCCGUCCUUAUCGGUGUGAGAUGUAUCUGGCAUUGCUUUAAAUAUGGUGUCUGCCGACAUCCAAGGUCUUGCUCUUAUCACAGUCUGAAAUAAACAACUCACUCUCUUCCUGCUCA
Molecule: messenger RNA, 2787 nt
Organism: Podarcis lilfordi (Lilford's wall lizard)
Lineage: Eukaryota; Metazoa; Chordata; Lepidosauria; Squamata; Lacertidae
Source: the annotation of a GenBank genome assembly